AUGUUGUCUCAACCAUACGCGCCUCCCGGCCAAGCAACCGUGUAUACUCCGUUCUCGGAUGCGUUUUCACAAGCUUUAUUGUUUGUUCCCCAGCAACCUUUCCAACCCGGUGGUGCGAUACAAGGGCCUGACCCGAAUUCACCAGAAGUGUUCAGGCAAAACAUCCAGGUAGUCCAGGGCCAUGUCGCACGCGUACAGGGUCUAGCAAGGAGUGCUCUCUCCGGGAUGGAACAGGCAUACCACCCCUCGACGAGCCCGCUGCAAACCUCCGCGGACCUGGAGGCGCUGAAGGAGGCGCUGCUCGCGCUCGUGGAUGUGCUCCGCCAGACGGGGGUGGGCGCGCUGCCUCUCGCGCCGCCGGACCCUACGCGCGCACCCGGGGAGGAGCAGCUUGUCGCGGAGACGGGUGCGGCAGUACAGGCGCUGUAUGAGGGGCACCGCCGCUUGCAGGAGAGCGCGGAUGCUGUGGGGAGCUUGUUGGUUGCGGGAGAGGGUAGGCGGUAG
Sparassis crispa is the source of this 504-nucleotide messenger RNA. RefSeq lists its product as hypothetical. Bases 1 to 504 code for a protein of 167 amino acids. The record is from RefSeq and is a predicted model, not a curated record. The transcript has 3 exons. NCBI's taxonomy places the organism in Eukaryota, Fungi, Basidiomycota, Agaricomycetes, Polyporales, Sparassidaceae.